This is a messenger RNA of Homarus americanus (American lobster), 1513 nucleotides long. RefSeq names its product upstream activation factor subunit spp27-like (gene Non2). The record is from RefSeq and is a predicted model, not a curated record. Gene Ontology annotation, cellular component: nucleus. Bases 72 to 752 code for a protein of 226 amino acids. The transcript has 5 exons. Lineage: Eukaryota; Metazoa; Arthropoda; Malacostraca; Decapoda; Nephropidae.
AGGCGUUUCUUUAAUAAGUGAUAUAUCGUGUUCACCUGCUGGCUGUGAGAAGCUGCACUCUACAAGGAACCAUGGCACAGAUCAGCCGGGAAACUCUGAAGAAGAAAAUAUCUGCAAUCCUUAGAGGAGCAGAUCUUGAAACACUCUCGGCAAAGAAAGUUCGGCAACAGCUUGAGAAACAAUUGGGAGUUGACCUAUCAGAUCGUAAAAAGGAAAUAGACGCUAUCAUCAUGGCCGAUGUUGAGGAUCAAGUGAACUCACACUCAGAUGAAGAGGUGUCUGAGGAGGAGGUGCCCAAGGGCAAGGAGGACUCUGAGUCAGAGCCCGAAUCUGAGGGGAAAGGUGGGGAUGAUGACGAUUAUGAGCCGGGUUCCAAAAAAGCUGCCAGAAAACCAAAGGCUAGCCCAAAGAAACGCAAAGCCGAUGACGAUGAUGACUCUGAUGAAGAAUGGGGCAAGAGGAAGAAGGUAGUGGCUCCCAAAAAGGGUGGUGGACGCGGUAAGAAAUCUGCAUUUACCAAGUCUUUCAAAUUGUCUCCUGAACUGGCUGAUGUUGUGGGCUCAGAUGUAAUGCCUCGCCAUGAAGUUGUUAAGAAACUAUGGGCAGUCAUUAAGGAAAGGGAGCUGCAAGAUCCUAAGAAUAAGCAGUUUGCAAUCUGUGAUGAUCAACUAUUGAAAGUGAUUGGUGUAAAGCGCUUCCGUACUUUUGGCAUGAUGAAACAUCUGAAGGACCACUUCCUGGAGGCUGCAUAAGGAAGCUUCAUAUACUAGGGACCCUGUCAGUCUCCAAUGCCCGGCACACCACGGCAGUUGACUUCCCAAAAGCUGCUGUUCUCACCCAUAUUCACUACCAACUUUGCUUAGUUGAGAAGCCCCACAUAUUAUUUUUUCUGGAGGUAUGAUUUGAUGAAUUAUGAGGUCUGCUUAUAAAUAAAUUUAAAUGAUCAAUAGUAUCAUUAUUGUCUAAGAAUAUAAUUUCUGUAGGUGAAAUCUCAUUAGGGGUUUAGCUAGAAGGACAAGUUUUGUCUUUCUAAGCAUUGUUUGGUGUGUGCCUUUUUGUAUCCUUUGUCAGCAAUGGAAUAUGCAUUAGUUGAUGUGCUUGUUUUAUUUGUUUGUCUGAUAAUUCAAAUAAGCGUUUGUGUUUAUUCAUAUGACGGAGAUUAUCCCCUCCCCUUUCCUCUGUCUGAUGUGUUCAUAAAAAAUGGAGAACCACUCCUUUAGCAGACUCACUUCUUCAUAUAUAACAUUGUCAUUAAUCAUUACAUUUCAGUUUUGGACAGUAGCAAUGUAAUAUAAAAUGUUAUAAUUUUUCUGUGGCUUGGAGUAGAUAGGUUCUGCUUUAUAGGUUAUAUUAUUUAUCAGGUUACUGCAUUCCACAUGCUCAGAAUGUUUUGUGACUUGGGAUUUUGUGGAAUAUGUUAAGGAUUUCAGAAUUAUUUUUGAAUUAUUUUAUGUUUGUGAUAUAAAAUAGCCACAGAUAGUUAACAAAUUAAUAUUAAAAAUCUGUCACAAUG